CAAAAAGUAAAGAGAAUACGCAACUGCGCUUUUUUCUAACGCCAUUAUUAUUACUUCAUUUUGUUUGGCCGUCUGCGCUAACAUGCGCCUUCACAAAGUCUACCACCGUUUCUCUAUCUUCCAUUUACCCAAACAGCCUCUCAUCCUCUCUCACUUUCUCUCUCUAAAACCCCCUGACCGCCCUCCGCUCCACCUGAUCAAACCUUUUUCCUCAUCUUCGCACGCUACUGGUAGAGCCACAGCAAUGACACUCCGCAGCAUCGCCCCCGUCCACGCCGCCGAGGCCGACGGUGGCUCUAACGGCACCACUCGUGCUGCAUCCGCCGCAGCUGACUGUGAAGAUUCAUCAUUGGGAAAUGGAUACCGGCUUCCUCCACCAGAGAUAAAAGAUAUAGUUGAUGCUCCACCUCUUCCAACAAUAUCAUUUUCUCCUCACCGGGAUAAAAUACUAUUCCUCAAGAGAAGAUCACUUCCUCCCUUGGCAGAUUUGGCAAAACCCGAGGAGAAACUUGCUGGUGUUCGCAUUGAUGGGAGAUGCAAUUCCCGGAGCAGAAUGUCAUACUACACCGGUAUUGGAAUCUAUCAAUUAUUGAAUGAUGGUACCCUAGGUCCUGAAAAAGAAGUACAUGGUCUUCCAAGUGGUGCUAAAAUUAACUUUAUUUCAUGGUCAAAUGAUGGUACGCAUCUUGCCUUUGCCGUUAGAACUGACGAGGAUGAUGGCAGCAGUAGCAAGCUGAGAUUAUGGGUAGCUGAAACUAAAACUGGAAAAGCUAGACCUCUUUUCCAAACACAAGAUAUUUUUCUAAAUGCAGUUUUUGAUAACUUUGUGUGGUUAAAUAACUCAACCUUGUUGGUUUGUACAAUUCCUCUAUCUCGGGGAGAUCCUCCAAAGAAGCCCUUGGUUCCUCGUGGUCCCAAGAUCCAAUCCAAUGAGCGGAAGGAAUUAAUUCAAGCAAGAACACAUCAAGAUCUUCUCAAAGAUGAAUAUGAUGAAUUAUUAUUUGAUUACUACGCAACUUCACAGCUUGUUCUAGUUUCUCUUGAUGGAAUGGUGAAGCCAGUUGGGCCUCCGGCUAUAUAUACAUCAUUGGAUCCAUCACCAGAUGAAAAAUACAUUAUGAUUUGUUCGAUGCACCGGCCGUAUUCUUUCAUUGUACCUUGUGGGAGAUUUCCUAGGAAGGUUGAUCUUUGGACAGCUGAUGGAAAUUUUAUCAGAGAAAUUUGCGAUUUACCCCUUGCCGAGGAUAUUCCCAUUGCACAUAACAGUGUCAGAAGAGGAAAGCGCUCAAUCCAAUGGAGAGCUGAUAAGCCAUCAACACUAGUCUGGGUUGAGACACAGGACGGUGGUGAUGCAAAAAUCGAUGUCUCUCCACGUGAUAUAGUUUAUACAGAACCUGCUGAGCCACAUGAAAAUGAUCAGCCAAUUAUUUUGCAUAAACUUGAUUUUCGCUAUGGAGGGAUCUCUUGGUGUGACGACUCACUUGCCCUAGUUUAUGAAUCUUGGUAUAAAACACGGAAGAUAAGAACCUGGGUUAUUUCACCUGGGUGUGAGGGUGCAACUCCGCGCAUACUUUUUGAUAGGUCUUCUGAAGAUGUUUAUUCCGAUCCUGGCUCUCCUAUGUUGCGGAGAACACCUUCAGGCACUUACGUGAUUGCGAAGAUAAAAAAGGAAGGCGAUGAAGGAACAUAUGUCCUGUUAAAUGGAAGUGGUGCCACCCCAGAAGGGAAUGUGCCAUUUGUGGAUUUAUUUGACAUAAAUACAGGCAAUAAAGAACGAAUAUGGGAGAGUGACAAGGAAAAAUAUUACGAGACUGUUGUUGCUCUGAUGUCCGAUCAGGAUGAAGGGGACAUGCCUCUUAAUCGGUUAAAAGUAUUAACCUCAAAAGAAUCCAAAACUGAAAACACACAGUAUUACAUGCUGAGUUGGCCAGAAAAGAAAGCAUGUCAGAUCACAGAUUUUCCACAUCCUUACCCUCAGUUGUCUUCACUAAAGAAAGAAAUGAUUAGGUAUGAAAGGAAGGAUGGUGUUCAACUCACUGCAACAUUGUAUCUUCCUCCUGAUUAUGAUCCUGCAAGAGACGGCCCACUUCCAUGCUUAAUGUGGUCCUAUCCUGGCGAGUUUAAAAGCAAAAAUGCAGCUAGUCAAGUGCGUGGCUCCCCAAAUGAGUUCGCCGGCAUUGGUUCAACAUCUCCUCUACUCUGGCUAGCAAGAAGGUUUGCUAUCUUAUCAGGACCAACAAUUCCUAUAAUUGGAGAGGGUACUGAGGAGGCAAAUGAUAGCUAUGUGGAGCAGCUUGUUGCAAGUGCAGAGGCUGCAGUGAAUGAAGUUAUUCGCCGGGGAGUGGCUCAUCCUAACAAAAUUGCUAUUGGAGGUCAUUCAUAUGGGGCUUUCAUGACUGCAAAUCUCCUUGCUCAUGCACCACAUCUUUUCAGUUGUGGAAUUGCUCGCUCUGGUGCAUAUAACAGAACACUUACUCCGUUUGGAUUUCAGAAUGAGGAUAGGACACUUUGGGAGGCCGUCAACACCUAUGUUGAAAUGAGCCCAUUCAUAUCGGCUAAUAAAAUUAAGAAGCCUAUCUUACUCAUCCAUGGAGAAGAAGAUAACAAUUCAGGAACCCUGACAAUGCAGUCAGAUCGGUUCUUCAAUGCAUUGAAAGGACAUGGUGCACUUUGUCGCCUUGUUAUUCUUCCCUUUGAAAGCCAUGGUUAUUCAGCACGAGAGAGCGUGAUGCACGUUCUCUGGGAAACUGAUAGGUGGCUGCAAAGCUACUGUGUGGCUAAUGCUGGCGAAGAACCUGUGGCAACUGAAGAAAGUUCAAAUAAAGACACAUCAGGUGCAGAAAUUAAAGUUGUCGGAGCUGCUGGAGGAGUGACAGAGCAGCCAGAUCAAGAACCCGACAGAAUUCAAAUUAUUUGCAAAUCUUCAUUGUGAUAUUGAUUGUGACUUGGAACAGAUGAACCUGAGCUCGGUGAAGCGUAUCAGCGGUCAACUGGUAUAAUAUUUUAACAGCAUCACUGAAACUGCACGGCUCGGUUUACAAACUGCCUUAUUUUCUCUUCUAAAGUGAUCUGGGUGAAAAGUGGUCAAUCAAUGCAACUGUCCAGGGUUUCAUAAACAAAUAAUUAUUGCACCUGGAGCAAAUUAUUGGAAUGUGUAUUUGAUCAUAAUUCUUCAUUUUGGUUUUUUAUGUUUGUAAACUUAUGUAACUUAAGAAUAUUCUCUAUCUUCUUGAUUCAGCAUCUUAAUUUUUAUCUUUGGCAGUAAA
Salvia hispanica is the source of this 3266-nucleotide messenger RNA. RefSeq names its product Prolyl oligopeptidase family protein. The record is from RefSeq and is a predicted model, not a curated record. Gene Ontology annotation, biological process: proteolysis. NCBI's taxonomy places the organism in Eukaryota, Viridiplantae, Streptophyta, Magnoliopsida, Lamiales, Lamiaceae. Gene Ontology annotation, molecular function: serine-type endopeptidase activity.